GGGCGCUGCCGACGGAUGCCGCGUCGAGUCCAUGGCCGACCUCCUCGUCCAAGCUCGGCACAAGCUGCUCGAAGGUGAUGGGAUGGGCAGAGCAACCGGGGAUGCAGGAAAAGGUGAGCUGUUCUGCACUGGAUCAGGGAGACCAGUGUCUGUCAGCGAGAGGGCUAUAAGGAGGGCCAGGGCGUUGGUUGGGGAGGAGGUGGAGAAGGCUGGUAUUAAGAGAAAGCAAUCAUUUGGCGAUGUACCUGAUGUAGAGGGCGAUUUGGGAGAAGUGGAUGCCCCAUUUAGAGGUGGAGUGCAAAACACCACCAUGCCCCCAUUGUUCCAAACUGGAUCAGGAAAAGCGGUCUUGCUGGGCAGGAACUCAAUCCAAAAGGCAAGAGUUGUUUUAGAAGGUGUGGACGGCAUGGAACAGUUUCCGUUGUUCCAAACUGGUUCAGGAAGAGUUGUAUCAGUCAGUUCAGCAUCUGUUCAGAAAGCUAAGUCUGUGUUGAAGGAUAAUAAUACAAGCGAGGAAAAUAUGGAGAGUUUUGGUAGGCCUAACCAGCCUAUGAUGUUCCGAACUGGUUCAGGAAGACCAGUCACGAUCAGUGAAAGAUCCAUUGAGAGAUCUAGAGCUGCGGUGAAUAAGGGAGAUGCGGAAAAGAGUGGACAUUGGGAUACUGGUUGCCAAUUCCCAAUGUUCCAAACAGGAUUAGGGAAGCCUGUUGCUGUGAGCUGGAGCGCAGUUCAGAAGGCAAGGGCAGUAUUGGAGGAAGAAAAAAUUAAAACAACUGGACAUGGAGAUAGCAGUGUUUGUGCCACAACUCUUCAAAGUGAAACGCCAAGGUCUGUUUUGAUGAGUAGCAGUUUGAUCAUGACUGAUAGAAGUGUUACACCAAAUGGAGAUAGUGCAAUGCAAGUCACUCGAAUGGAGAAAAAUCAUGAGGGUGGCAACCACUUGCCGUUGUUUCAAACUGGGUUAGGGAGGUCAAUUGCUAUAAGUAAGAGCUCAGUUAAGAGGGCAACUGCAGUUCUAGAGCCAAGGAAUAUUGCAAAGGAAUUGGAAGAUGAAGCUCAUUUAGAUGGUGGCCAUGACACUUCCAUGUUCAAAACUGGAUUAGGAAGGUCUACCUUGGCAAGUGAUGGCUGUAGAAAUGAAUUGUGUAUCUUAGAGGCUGAAGAAGCAGUCAAAAGUGUAAACAAUUGCAAUGGAGAAGCCUUUGUUGAAGAGGCAGCGUUCCAAGCUGGAAUACAAAAGUUUGUACCCCAAAAUAGAAGUUCAAGUCAUAAGGCCAGUAUGCUUUUGGAGCAACGAAACUUCAUGGAGAAAGGAUACGAAGACUGUGGAAGUCAACUGCCAAUAUUUCAAACCGGAUCUGGAAAGUCAGUCUUGAUUAGUGAAAGCUCAGUGCAGAAAGCAAAGGUUGUUCUGGAGGAAGAAGUCAAAAUAAACAUAGAUAAUCAUAAUCUCCUUAACUUGGACAAAAAUAUUCCUGUCUUUGCUUCACCUCUCAAGACAAGCUGUGCAAAAACAGUUAAUAUAUCUUCAGCUGGUGUAUCUCGAGCUGCUACUUUGUUGGGCUUGGAGGAGAAUACCCUUUCAACACAAUUUUUUGGACAUGUGGGCGAUAAGCUAGGCACUAAAAUAAAUUUUGAGCGGAAAAAUCCAGAACAGAGGCUUGAUCUUGCAUCUUGUUCAACAGAAAACCAAGUGCAUAAGGAACCACACCGGCCAUUUGAACUUUCUAAUAACACAGUUUCUGAUUCUGGUGAGCAUUCUAUCAGAUUCAGUACCGCGGGAGGCAGAUCAGUGGCUAUUUCUAGUGAUGCACUUCAACGCGCGAGAAGCCUUCUCGGCGAAUCUGAUCUUGUGGUUUCAACAAAUAAUUUAGUAGGUCGCCCUUUGGCAUCUGCAUGUAAUGUUGAGAUGCCAAAUUCAACCGUUGCCCCAAAAGGUGGACCUGAUUUAUCAAAAAUAAGUAGGGUCAAUGGGAAAACCGAAGUUGCAACAUUUUCCCACCAGACAAUGUCUGGUAGGAAGCACACCGAAUCCUCUAAAAAUGCUGCACCUGCUAUCCCGGCGACUAACAAACCACCCAAUAUGUUUCAUGUUGGGAGUCGUUCAAUCAAUGAAAUUCCAAAGGUCCCGAAGCCCUCUUCCAUGUGUUUAUCUGAAACUGACAGUGCAAAUGACACUAAAAAUAAGGCCCAGCGACUCCAUAUGCCAGCUGGAGCGUUGGUUGACAUUAGUAACAUCAUGGGUACACAUUCUGGAAAUAUUGACCAUGCUGUUAAUGAGAAGAGAAGAAGUGGGGGAAGCAACUCUGCAUCUUCGUUUAAACGCCCCCGCUCGUCCAGGUCCUUUGAUUUGCAUCCCUGUUAGCAGACUGUAUACUCCUUGAUGCCAUGCUUCUGCUAUGCCCUCGCUGGCAAUGUGAGUUUGACAUUAAAUGCUGCCGAUGUUUUUUUAGGCAGCAGCCAGAAAAGGCAGUGGCUCUUUUUGGACAGACAGAUCUAAAUUUAUCUCGGCAUCACAGCCCAGAGCAAGAUGAUUGUCUUCCAGCAGUAAGCUUUUCUUGCCCAACUGCCGUCGAUGACUGCUUUUUAACGUUACACCCUUUCUGGAAAUAGAUAAGAUUAUCUCUCUUAAGGAAGCUCACCAUGGAAUAAUGGGCGCUGCUGCUUUUGGAAGCAAUGCAAGAAAAUGUUUGUUGGAAGUCCUGCAGAGUUUACUAUCCUCACUGGAUGCUCACUGGUAGUUGUUGAAAUGUGUAUAGUAGGGUGUAUGUAUAGCGUGCGCGUGAUUUCGGAUCCUGAUCCGGUUAAGUUAGGCUUGAUCUCCUCUGUACAGGUUUGUAGUAAACGUCGAGAUCAAAGCCCAUAACGACUGGUUCCUAACGUCUGUAAUCUCCUGGCCUGAACCUUUUUAUAACGUGCAUGCGUCCUUGUUGAUA
Messenger RNA from Triticum dicoccoides, 2936 nucleotides. RefSeq names its product protein BREAST CANCER SUSCEPTIBILITY 2 homolog B-like. The record is from RefSeq and is a predicted model, not a curated record. Gene Ontology annotation, biological process: double-strand break repair via homologous recombination; regulation of DNA-templated transcription. NCBI's taxonomy places the organism in Eukaryota, Viridiplantae, Streptophyta, Magnoliopsida, Poales, Poaceae. The transcript has 14 exons. The coding region runs from base 32 to 2365 and encodes 777 amino acids.